CACUCUCUCUUUCUUCUGCCAUUGUCGCAGGACCGCCUUGACUUUGAUUCGCGCGAGCGCACGGCAGAAGAUGAAGCUUCGUCGCCCUCCGCCUCCUCUUCUGGCCGCUCUGACGCUCGUCGCAGUAGCCAACCUCUCUGCCCCCGCUGUCUCGGCUGGCUCGCCUCGCUGCAAGGCGUGGCUCGUCCAGUCCAUCCCCACCGACAUGCCCCUCCUCCGCCGCGUCCCCGGCGUCCUCUCCACCGCGGAUGUGCUGCGGUGGUUGGCGGGAAACUCGACGAAGAAGCUGGACAUCAUAGCAUACUAUUGGCAGCUGAAUGCUCGUCCUGAUGAUCCUACCUCCGGCGAUUAUGGUUACUCUCAGUCUGACAUGCUCCGACUUGGGGCCGAUUUGGGUCGCGGUGUUUACAAAGCCAUUGAAGAUGCCGCCGAUCGGAAUGUCACUAUUAGGCUUUUACAUCACUCAGGAGCGCCUCCUGACUAUGACAGAGAACCAAAUGACCUUGCUUCAGGAAGGACAAACGUCAAGUCUGUAACUCUGUUACUUGCCAAAUGGUGGGGAUCAGGCAUAAUUCAUGCGAAAGUGUGGAUAUCAAAUAAUCAAGAUGUUUAUAUUGGAUCUGCAAACAACGAUUGGAAGGCCCUUUCUCAGGUGAAGGAACUUGGAAUAUACCUUGUUAAUUGUCCCAAAAUAGCAAAGAAGGUUGAAUCCUACAAUGACAAUCUGUGGAAACUUUCCUCUCUCGAUGCUUCAGCUUACACAAAGAAUGUCUGGGAUCAACAAUGGCAGAUCACCAGAAAAGUUCCCUGUUGGUCACAUUUCCUUGAACCUGACGAGCGAUGCAAGUCACCUCUUCCUCGAUCUGUGGAGGUUCCUCAUGUAGCAGGCUAUCCAGUCCUGUCACAUCCUCACAUGUUUCGGCUUCCAUUAGAUACUCCUGGACGUAAUCACACGUCUUCACAAUAUCAACAUAGCUAUCUUUCUUUUGCUCCUCCAGAGCUGUCAUUUGGCAAGUACCAGGCUGACGAGCAGGCAUGGGUCGACACAAUAAAAUCAGUUGGAAGUGGAGGCACCGUUAGGAUCAGCACAAUGGAUUGGCUUGGUCAAUCACAAUAUAUUGACCAAACUGUUUAUUGGUCAUCCCUUUCUUCUGCUGUGUCAGAGGUUGUCUUUUCCAAGCAUGCCAAAGUGAAGAUAUUGGUAGCAUAUUGGACACAUUCAAUAAACAACACUGACGUUUACCUGAAAUCUCUCCUCUAUUCCAAUGUCCUUUGCUCCUCUUCAAAGUACAACAAUUGUUCUGGCAAAGUUGAGAUCAAGUACUACAUGGUGCCGGGUUUUAACGCGACUGGAGCUGCGAUCAGCAAUGGGACCAGCACUGGGAAUAAGUAUCCUGGUCGCACUCGGGUCAACCAUGGGAAGUAUGUUGUCAGUGAUGUGAGAGCCCACAUGGGAACGAGCAACCUCUUGUGGGACUAUUUCUAUACUACUGCCGGUGUCAGCUUUGGGACGUAUGACCAGCACAUAGUUUCGCAGCUUCAAGAAGUCUUCGAUGCUGAUUAGGAUUCACCAUAUGCUGUUCCUGUGGGAGAGUUUGAGGAAGGGCACUCGUUUUCGGGCUGACUAGCGCCUGCACACAAGGUAUGGACCGGCUACAAUUAGCACAGAAAGGGGCACGACGACAAUCAAAUUAAGUCUUCUAAUGCGAAGGGCACAGCCAGUAGAGUUGCGCCGCAUCUUGAGACGAGGACAUUGUUCGGACUUAAUUUUACCAGAAUGAUUUACACCUUGUAAUCUCAAACUAAAGCUAUUGGUAUCUCCUCCUUGAUGAUUAUAGCAAAGGAAGAGGCAGCUUCAUUGCUUGUAUACAUUAUCUCGAGAGAGUGCAUUUCUUGAAGCUA
Eucalyptus grandis is the source of this 1902-nucleotide messenger RNA. Its product is annotated as phospholipase D Z. Gene Ontology annotation, molecular function: catalytic activity. The record is from RefSeq and is a predicted model, not a curated record. NCBI's taxonomy places the organism in Eukaryota, Viridiplantae, Streptophyta, Magnoliopsida, Myrtales, Myrtaceae. The coding region runs from base 71 to 1564 and encodes 497 amino acids. The transcript is spliced from 8 exons.